Girardinichthys multiradiatus is the source of this 825-nucleotide messenger RNA. RefSeq lists its product as uncharacterized. Bases 109 to 807 code for a protein of 232 amino acids. The record is from RefSeq and is a predicted model, not a curated record. The transcript has 4 exons. NCBI's taxonomy places the organism in Eukaryota, Metazoa, Chordata, Actinopteri, Cyprinodontiformes, Goodeidae.
GCAACAACCUGCAUGUUAGGAAUCAAAAAGUUCUUCAGCAGCUAAUGUUAACUGUUAGCUUAACCACUGAAACAGGUUCAUUUAUUGACGUUAAUCAAACUCUCAGCAAUGUCUCACACUUCGAAAAUCAACAGCCUUUUAAGUAUCUUUAAAGCCAGAAAGUCCAGCAGAGCUAGCAACUCUGCAUCCAUGAAAGACGCUCAUGAAAACCAGGAAGACGAAGACAUUGGCAAUAGUUUCUCAUCGCCACGCUGUAAGGAAGAGCUGCCAUCCAGAAAAAUGUGUAACAGUGACAACUUCCAAGAGCUUAAAGAAACCCAAAUCCAACUAGAGAACUGCCUGCAAAUCCUUAGAACGAACUACUACCGAGACCACACUAUGAUAAUGCAAGCCCUCGAAGAAGGAAACUUAAGGCAGGAUGUUUUAACAAAGGAACUUGCUGACCUCAAACUUUAUAAGACUGAAACUCUGAACUUCAAAGAGGAGAUGAUUGGGAAUCGGGUUCAUGAAGCUACAACAGAGAUUCAUGAGGCGCUGGAGGGUCUUCAGUGUCGUGUGCUCAAGCUUGAACAGCAGCAACCACAACAGCAGACGAGUAUCAAAAGGCCUCAAUACACCAUGGUUGGAAAAAUGCUCAACUCUCUGUCCUCACUGGGCCAUUUUGUCAUGGCCCUGAAACCAUCUGGCCCCAUGCUUUUUGCCCUGCUCUCAGGAGGCCUUCUCACACUCAUGUUGAAGUACCAGGGUUGUUUACGUGAAUACUUUGACUUAUUCUGUACCUUAAGCUUACCAAGAUAUGAGAAAUAAAAGUUUGAAGCAGUGUGA